AUCCAAAGCCCACAAACCUCAUCGGCUGGCGCGGCAGUCCGUUUUCAACCUUCAGGCCGGCUGAAUGUGUUUGAGUCGCCGCGUUCGUGCCCUUGACAGCGUGGGUGUGUAUUGAAGCAAAAGUAAGAUGGAUUGCAAAAACAAAACUACCGAUAGUUUGGCGGUCAGUGACUACACUACUCUCCCAGUUUUCAAAAUAAGUUCACAGUGAAAAAACACGCGUGUUCAAAAAUAUAAACGAUACAUCUUUCACUAUAAUCGAAUAUCGGCUAAACAAAUAUAUAAUUGAUACGCGAUCGCGCGGAUGAACUCAACUGAAAUCAACUAUUCAUAGAGAGUUUGAUUUAUUGUCUAUUGGUGUGUAAACAGAGCCCGGAAUGACAAGAAGUCGAAACGGAGACCACCGCUGGAAAGUAUGAUAUGACUAAUCCGGUGUCCAGCUAUCGUUGCAAGUGUCACAAUAAAAAUCGUGCGAAUAGUUCGAUCAAUUAUUGUGAAUUAUUGGUGUUCUUAACCGCCUCGCCGGAAAUACUUGUUUUGAAUUUCAAAUCUGAAUUAGAUUUGAAAAGGAGCACGUUUGCAAUAUGUGUUGUCUGCUAUAAUUAUCUUCGAAAGUUAGUUCGAUUGUGUGGUGUCGGAUGAAAAGUAAUAAUUCGAGCAACAUAUGAAUAGUGAACCAAAGCAGUAACUGUUAACAAUUCCCUGGGCGCUAUCCAAUUCAAGACGAGGUUACAAAUCUGGAGCAGCAAACUGAGGAUGGUAGUUCAUAUAAGAAAGAAACAGAACAAAAGCAGGAAAGGAUAUAUGUUUUGAUUGUGUUACUCGAUAAAGUGAAUGCAAUGGAUCCGGAGGCAACCGAAACAACAACGAUACCAGCGUUUACGGAUCGUUUUUCGGCCAUCAGUAAGGACCUCUCGAUAUGGGCCAUCAUCGAUGGGGUGCUCAUAGUGUGCAUUUUGUGUGGAAAUAUUCUCACUAUUUUGGCCGUCCGAUACCAUCGCCGAUUGCGGCUGCUAAUUUCGAACAUGUUCGUAUUGUCACUAGCAUUCUCGGAUAUAUUCGUGGGACUAACGCUACCCUACCAUCUGGCUUUCUAUAUGGGACACGAGUUGGGUCGCGACAAACGAUUAUGUUUGUUACGAUUUUUCAUCCUCAUCAUCGCAUGCGGUGUUUCCAUUUGGAAUCUCAUUGCGAUAGCUGUUGACAGAUAUAUUGCCAUCUGCUAUCCGCUGCAUUACGCCCGUGUGAUGACAAAGAAGGUCGCUUUCGUCAUACUGAGCUGCGGGUGGUGCCUUGCCAUCCUCAUUGCAACCAUCCCACUUGUCUGGAACAAAUGGGAAACGGCGAUGGAGUGUGAGUUUGAUGAGCUGCUCCACCCAUGGUAUGUGGCUGGGGUAAUAACGCCGAUAUUCUCAAUCAUAUGGAUUUGUUUGUUUCUCGUUUACUGGAGAAUAUGGCGCGAGGCAGUGAAACACGCCAAACAACUGCGAGCACACAAUUCCCAGGAAGAAACGUCCGAUUGGAAGUCCGUGCAGGUUGUUCUGCUGAUAAUGGGAUGCUUCACAUUUUGCUGGCUACCAUAUUUCGUCGUGAUAUUAACUCAAAUAAAUACAAUCUUUGAACACAGUUCACCGACAGCUUACAAAGCGGUUUUCUCACUGGCAAUGGCCAAUUCAAUGAUGAAUCCAUUGAUUUACGCAUGGAAGAAUACCAAUUUUCGCUAUGCAUUCUCACAAUUGUUGCGUUGUCGAAAGCCCGAUCGUUUCGACGAAAAUCCUCGAGCAAAAAUGUCGAAUAAGAAGAAAAUUAGACGCAAGCGAGAUGUUGAUAACAGAGUACGGCGUACCAUGAACGGUAAUUCAUCACACAUUAAUAAAAUCAGCAUAGAGUCCGUGACACAAGGACAUGAUCAUGAGAUUACAUUCAUCUCGACGCUCCAUGAGGAGGCCAUAAACAGUACGCCGAUCCAGCAAGUAGUGGGAAACCUCAGUAAUGGGAGAAACAACACUUCAACUGAACCAACCAGCAUAACGACACAUAUUAUCAAAGGAAAUUUGAUAAUAAAUAACUAUAAUGUAUACGAAGGAAUUCUCGAUGUUAGAAAUGACAGCACCAGAAAGUCUAGUUCAUGGUCCAGCAAAGGACCACUGGAUAAAACUGAUGAAGGGGAAUAUCGGGCUGGAGAUGUGAAUCGAAAUAAAACCAAUCACAACUGUGAUAAUGAUGAAAUUGCGGGUAUUAGUAAUCCUAGUUUUCUAGAGGAUGUAACUAAAUUAUAGAGUAAAAAUCUUUGUACAAACUAUUUAUUAGAAGUAACUACUAUACGAUUUUUUUAUAAUUAAUGGCAUGUUUAACAGCCAUUUGUAUAGAGUCUAUGUAAACUGUUUUCCUUGAAAUAGAUUGG
Molecule: messenger RNA, 2404 nt
Organism: Toxorhynchites rutilus septentrionalis
Lineage: Eukaryota; Metazoa; Arthropoda; Insecta; Diptera; Culicidae
Gene: mAChR-C
Product: histamine H2 receptor
Exons: 3
Coding region: 840-2279 (479 amino acids)
Biological process (GO): G protein-coupled receptor signaling pathway
Cellular component (GO): membrane
Molecular function (GO): G protein-coupled receptor activity
Source: RefSeq, a predicted model, not a curated record